This is a messenger RNA of Penicillium angulare, 2364 nucleotides long. RefSeq lists its product as uncharacterized. Lineage: Eukaryota; Fungi; Ascomycota; Eurotiomycetes; Eurotiales; Aspergillaceae. Gene Ontology annotation, molecular function: protein binding. The transcript has 5 exons. The record is from RefSeq and is a predicted model, not a curated record. Bases 1 to 2364 code for a protein of 787 amino acids.
AUGACCUCGGACUCUCUCUCACAUCGCCCGACCGAGUCUCUCGUCCUGCCCAAUAAACGCCGUUUCUUCCCUUUCAGGAUCCCCAACUUCCACUCCCAACUUCGACACUACAUCAGCACAGCAGAUCCGGACCGUAUCUAUGUCGUCGUCGAUCGCAUCGUCUAUGCGAUUCAUAUUUCUGCACAAAAGCGGGAGGGCAUAGCUGUUCUCCCGUUCGAGCCGCGAUGCUUGGCGGCUGGACACGGGUGGAUCGCAGUGGGUGGGCCGGACAGCGGCGAAUGCGCUUUCAUUAGGAUCGAUGAAAGGGGUCUACAGGUUCAUGACGAGUCAUCUCCACUCCACGCCUCCGAUGUCGAUAGUGCGCUACCGCUCGACCUCGAUCUACCCUCUGGGUUCCAUUCCCCAGGUACGUCCGGUAGUGAUACCGGCUUGCCACCUCGUUCAGGGAGAAGAACAUUGCCAGAACUCGUAAUACAUAAAUUUGGAGGUAGUAUUGUCAACUCGGUGACAAUUCACCGUUUUCCAAAUAAUGGCGAAGGUACCUCCCAUGAAGAUGUCAUGAUACUCAGUAACAACGACAAAACAGUGACUGUCUACUCCCUAACUCGUUCCAAAGUUUUGAAAAGCUUUAUACAUACAACCUGCAUGAACUAUGCGACAGUUUCCCCGGAUAAGACGAUUUUGGCAGCGGUAGGGGAUGAGAACCAAGUCUAUUUUUACCGAAUCUUGCGUGAGUGGAGAUCAACAUCUGCGGAAGCUGGCAGAAGACUUGCGAGAUGGGAUUGGGAAGUCCUUCCAUGCAUUGAGAUGGACAUUGGAAUGCGCCAAGAGGAUGCAUGCUGCUUUACUAUUGCCUUCUCGCCAUCAAGCCACUUGUGUGCCAUUGGCUCCCAAUCGGGUGUCAUCACGGUCCUUGAUGUGGAAGUCAUUCGAAAAUAUGAUGGGGAAGGCUUCGAUGAAAAUGCUAUUCUUUACCAGUUCCUAGCGUCCAGACCUUGCCAAGAAGGCGGUGCUGUGCGUUGUUUGACUUUCUCGCCUGAACCUUGGGACCUUUUGGUCUGGCUCGAAGGAUCCGGUCGGGCAGGAGUUGCAGAUGUCCGGCAGGUGUUUUGCCGAAGACAACUUCUGCGCCUGGACCUCGAUGAUCCAGCACUGCAAGAGUUUCACUUGGAACCUGUAGAGGAUGAAUCUGAUGGACAGCUAAUGGAUGAUGACGAUCCAAUCCUGCCGCCUCCUCCAGCCCCUCGAUUGAGGAUCCAUGGCACUGAUUCUCCACAUGAACGAGAUACUGGGGAGUCUGAGCGUUCUUCGCUUCGCGAAAAUCUAGCUCAAGGUCUUUCUGAGCGCGAGAGAUUGAUCAUGGAGUUUUUGAACACGGCACGUUGGACCUCAAGAUUGGAAGAAGGACUAACCGAGCGACCUGAAAGGCCAGCAAGAACAACAGUACACCCACAUCCUGCGGCUCGCUCGCGGCAACACGUUGCUACAGACCAGACUAAUCGGAACUCGCGUGCUACUCCACUCCAACACUCCUACGACUCUCCUGAUAACAUGCAAGAUGGUGAUGAUGACUUGUUUUUACCUCCGCCACCUCCACCUGUCCAGCGUCUAAGCCAUAUAAAUCGAUCAGGCGCCCCUGAGCGUUUAUAUCACGCGAGACGUCAAAGCUCAGUCGUCCUAUCUCAAGGAAGUCGAUCUUCAGAAGCAGGGACUUCUAGUCAUGAUCGGCAACCAAGCAUUACUGUUAGCCUGACAACCUCACCUUCCGAGCUUCAAUCCACCAGCUCGGAUAUCGCCUCCAGAGUUGGUGACCCAGAUGUUGCCAGUCACGAAGAUAGCUCAACCUCAAGAGCACCAGACGCGCCAGGGUCACCAGGAGCGCCUUCUUUGAUGAUGGAUCCUAUAAUGCGUUCAGAAGCUCUGGCUAGACUCCGAUCCCCGCGAUCAAGUUCUACACCGCGGCAGACCGAGCGGCCACAGUCAACUACGGAAAGGAGAUAUGAUGCAUCUCGGCUCUCAGCGCACGAGAUUAGAGCCAACCUAGCAGCUGAGCGUCUGCGACGUCAUCGUCUGGUACCAAGCGAGAUGCAUAAUCGUGCUUCCCAUGAUCGGGAACAGCGACACCGCCAGCAACUACUUGGUUUUGAACAAGCUCAUUCCCCUCGGUGGAUCAGGAACAUCAUAAAUGACCUCCCUGAUCGAAGUUUGAUACAUGCCAAUAGUGCCAUAGAGCCGGACGCCACAGCUGGAGUGGGGUGGGGGGCCGACGGGAGAUCACUGUACAUUGCAACCGUGGAAGGAAUCUUUGAGUUCCAAUUGAAUGUCCACGACCGAAGAACCUUUCCAUCCUUCUCAUACCGAUAA